Messenger RNA from Ipomoea nil (Japanese morning glory), 755 nucleotides. Its product is annotated as transcription factor IBH1-like. The record is from RefSeq and is a predicted model, not a curated record. Bases 76 to 555 code for a protein of 159 amino acids. Lineage: Eukaryota; Viridiplantae; Streptophyta; Magnoliopsida; Solanales; Convolvulaceae. The transcript has 2 exons. Gene Ontology annotation, biological process: regulation of DNA-templated transcription.
UAUAUAUACGCAUAUACACACAAUCUGUAUAUAUAUAUAGUGUUAGUUGCAGAAACCCUAAAAAGCUUUGCUUUAAUGGCUUCCCCUAAUCGUCAAUGGAAUCGCUGUUCCAUCCAAACUAGGUUCACUCACCGCUUCCUCCGCGCGCUGAGGAGGCUCAGGCUCGCCGCCACGCGCCGCCAGACCCCAACCGCCCUUACAUCUCCGGCGGCGCCGCCGCCUGACGACAAGGAAAUGACUACGUACUACAGAAGAUGCCGGAACGUGAAGCGCGCCGCCUACGCGUCCAUGGCUUCCGCGGUGGGGACGAGGCGGGCGUGGAGCCGCGCCCAGCUUCUCAGGUUUCGCCGCCCUGCGGUGAGGAGAAGGGUGGCGGUGGCGGGCGGCGGCGGCGGAAACCAUAGAGAUGAAACGACGGAAGAGCUCCGGCAGCUGGUGCCCGGCGGCGAGGUUAUGGAUUUGGGCAGCUUGCUGGAUGAAACUGCGCAUUAUAUUGCCUGUCUGGCGUCGCAGGUACAAAUCAUGAGAAGCAUUGCUGAUUUAUUCUCCACCUAAUAAUAAUAUUAUAUAUUUAUAUUUCUUGUAAUAUAUAUGAUGGAUGGUUGUAUGGAUGGUGUACGUACCAUAUAUAUAUAUUAUAAUAUAUGUAGCAGAUUAAAUAAGUUGUACAAUUGUAUGAAUAAUGGUGGGAGCAGUCUAUUGGCCUUAUUGAUUUGAUUUAAUCAGAUAUGGAUAAUCUAGAUUGAUUUACUGUC